AAACCAGAACCAGUCAGUAAGCCAGUAACUGAUCAGUUAACUAGAUUGUAUAGUUCAAAUUGAACUUAAUCUAGUUUUUAAACGUUUGAAUGUUGUCUAACUUCGUUAUAUAUUAUAUUCUUUUCUAUAAUUUUCCAGAGUCAAUAGUCACUUAUAGUCAACCAAAUAAAUUUAUUUGGAAAGCAUUUUAAUUUGUAAUUAUUUUAUUAUGAAUGAAAUAAAAUUGUUUCUAACCAUUUCGAUUAACAUUUAAAAAGUCGUGUUUUAUAACCUUUUUAACUUAAUAAGAAAUAUAUAAAAACUAUAUAUAAUUAAAUAUAUAUCCCAUAUUUGAUAUUAAUUAAAUGAUUUAUUAAUGUCAUUAUGGAUAAUUCAACAACUAAGUUGCGAAUACUUGCAAUUCAUGGAUAUGCUCAAUCAGAUGUUAUUUUUAAAACAAAAUUGGGCUCUUUAAGAAAAGGAUUUAAAAAAGAGGUUGAUUUUACAUUUUUAAGAGCCCCACAUAAAGUUCCAAUGAGAAGUAACUUUAAUAUCGAUACAGAAGAAGAUGCAUAUGGAUGGUGGUUCAAUACGAAAGAUCACAUAUUUAAAGCAGUUGUUCCAAGCAAUUUAGCUGUAGGUUUUGAAGAAAGUAUAGUUGUAAUAGAAGAGGCAUUUAAAAAAUUUGGCCCUUUUGAUGGCAUUUUAGGCUUUUCACAAGGUGCAGCAUUUGCUACUCUACUUUGUUUUAUGCAACAAAAGAAUUUGUUGCAGAUAAAGUUUGAGUUUGCAAUUAUUAUAUCUGGAUUCAAAUCAUUAUGUAUACCUCAUGGAAUAUAUUAUGAUGGAAAAAUAAGCAUACCUUCUUUACAUAUUUAUGGGAAGACUGAUCAAGUUAUACCAACAGAAAUGGCAGAGGAGGUUAGUGAAAUGUUUAUAAAUAAGACAAAUAUAACACAUGAAGGUGGUCAUUAUAUACCAAGUAAAAAAGAAUAUUAUAAAGAAUUUAUUAUGGAAAUGUUCUUAAAUAAAAACAAAAAUAAUUAGUAAUGUUUACAUAUUCUACAUUACGUGAAUAUAUA
Messenger RNA from Bombus huntii, 1061 nucleotides. Its product is annotated as esterase OVCA2. Gene Ontology annotation, cellular component: nucleus; cytoplasm. The transcript is spliced from 5 exons. The record is from RefSeq and is a predicted model, not a curated record. Bases 364 to 1026 code for a protein of 220 amino acids. Gene Ontology annotation, biological process: response to retinoic acid. Lineage: Eukaryota; Metazoa; Arthropoda; Insecta; Hymenoptera; Apidae.